Jaminaea rosea is the source of this 1590-nucleotide messenger RNA. RefSeq lists its product as hypothetical. The coding region runs from base 1 to 1590 and encodes 529 amino acids. The record is from RefSeq and is a predicted model, not a curated record. The transcript has a single exon. Lineage: Eukaryota; Fungi; Basidiomycota; Exobasidiomycetes; Microstromatales.
AUGCAGGGUAUCCUCAAGGCAACUUUCCUGGCUCUCGCCAUCACCAUGGCGUCGGCCGCCCCUCAGCACAACGCUCGUCACUUCCACCGUCGUGGCGACGUUGCGCAGAUCAACGACAACGACCUCGUUGACCUCGCCAACCCCAAGGUCGGCGUCUCGGUCCUCUCUGAGAUCACCAAGAACAUCAAGCGUGCCGACACUACCCAGAUCAACGACGAUGACCUCGUUGACGCAAAGAACCCCGACGUCCUCGUCUCGGUCCUCUCUGACCUCGGCCUCGCCCGCCGUGGUGACACCACCCAGGUCAAUGACAACGACCUCGUCGACGCCAAGAACGCUAAGAUUCUGGUCUCGAUCCUGAGCAAGCUCGGCCUCGCCAAGCGUGACACCACGCAAAUCAACGAUGACGACCUCGUCGACCUCAAGAACCCCAAGGUCCUCGUCUCCGUCCUCAGCAAGCUGGGUCUUGCUAAGCGCGGCGACACCACUCAGAUCAACGACGACGACCUGGUUGACGCCAAGAAUGCCAAGAUCCUCGUCUCUCUCCUCUCCAAGCUCGGCCUCUCGAAGCGCGACACCACUCAGGUCAACGACAACGACCUCAUCGACGCAAAGGAUGCUAAGAUCCUCGUCUCCAUCCUGAGCAAGCUGGGCCUCUCGAAGCGCGACACCACCCAGGUAAACGACGACGACCUCAUUGACGCCAAGGACGCCAAGGUCCUCGUUUCGAUCCUCUCCAAGCUCGGCCUGGGCAAGCGCGAUGUCACUCAGAUCAACGACGACGAUGCCGUUGACGCCGCCGACGCUCGUGUCGCUGUUCCCGUCCUCUCCAAGAUCGGCAAGAUGCAGAAGCGCCGCAUCACCCAGAUCAACGAUGACGACCUCGUCGACGCAAAGAACCCCAAGGUCGGUAUCUCGGUCCUCAGCGACAUCGAGCGCAGGGGUAGCCACCCCCACCCUCACCCUCACCCGGCCCCUGCUCAGCCUUCCAGGACCGCCACCGAGGACGACGGUGACGUGACUCAGAUCAACGACAGCGACCUCGUCGACCUCAAGAACCCGGACAUCGCCAUUCCGAUCCUCAGCGACAUCGAGCGCAGGGGUAGCCACCCUCACCCUCACCCUCACCCCGAGCCCUCGCGGGUCGCCGAGAAGGAGGACAGCGAUGACGUGACCCAGAUCAACGACGAUGACCUUGUGGACCUUAAGAACCCGGACAUCGCCAUCCCCAUUCUGAGCGACCUGUCUCGCCGUGGCAACCACCCGCACCCUCACCCUCACCCUCACCCGCACCCUACCCCUACCUCGGCCCGCACUGCCGCCACCUCGUCGUCGUCGACCCCCUCUUCGACCGCCUCUGCUUGCCCCCCUGGCACCACGCAGAUCAGCGACAACGACUUGAUCGACGCCAAGAACGUCAACAUCUCACUCUGCAUCCUCGACCUCGACGGAUCAUGCAGGAAGGCCGCUGCCGCCAGCGCCACUCCCGUCGCUCAGAACGGCGGCACCGUCUGCGGCAGCGUCAAGCAGGUCAACGACGACGACCUCCUUGACCUCAAGAACUUUGGUCUCAACAUCGGGAUCCUCUAA